GUCAGUCAGUGGCUGGCAGAACGUUGUGGCGAACGUUUCAUUUCGUUUGAUAGCGGCGUGCGCGGUUGAUUUGAAUGCUGCAGAGCGGUAUUAAAUGCGGCAGCGACUGAUGAAGUGGAAUUAAGUAAUCUUUGUUAAGGAAACACAACCAAUUUAGAUCGAUGGGCAGGCCAAGCAUCGAAUCGAAGCAUGUCCAGACGACAGCCCGAGAGUUGCCAACGAGCCGCUAAUCGAGGCAAAGUCCAAUUGGAUCUCGAUUUCGAUUUCGAUUCGGAUACGGCUACGGACUUGGAUGUUUUGGUGUGGAGGAGGCCAUCAUUAUGUCGUCGCGGCGCAGCUCCUUUCGCCGCAAGCCCGCAGAGAAGCCGGCAUUUGAGCGUUUCAAGGACCAUUGCCGUCACUUCACGGCAUUUAUGUUCAGCAAUGUUGGCAUCAUACUUCUAGUCACGUUUUAUACCAUUGGCGGCGCCUUCAUCUUUCAGACAAUCGAAAUUUUCGAAUACGAAAAACUCAAGACGAAAAACCUAAUCAAGCCCAAUGCGACGGCUGAGUGCCUCAACAGCAUCUGGAAGCUGACGUCUGAGAACAUCAGUUUCUACGAUCGACAAGCCUACAGAAAUAGUGUCAACGAAGUGCUGCUAAAGUAUCAACAAGCUGUGUAUAAGAAACAGAUCAAGGGCCCCGAUGUUGAUCACCAGUGGAGCUUCUCGGGCGCAUUUCUCUACUCGCUAACUGUCAUCACGACCAUUGGCUAUGGCAACAUAACCCCCAGCUCCGAUUGGGGCAAGCUGGUGACAAUACUCUAUGCGAUCAUCGGCAUGCCACUCUUCCUGCUCUAUCUCUCUAAUAUAGGUGAUGUGCUGGCCAAAUCCUUUAAAUGGAUCUACUCCAAGGUCUGUCUCUGUCGCAUUUGCCCAGGCGUAGCCAAGCGGCGCAUAAUACGCGAGCGACGCAAACUUCGUCAGCUGGCUCGAGCGUUGCAGUUGCACAACAUGGAAAGCGCACGUGGCGGCAGCAGCAGCAGCAACAGCUACUCCAGCAACAGCAACAGCAACAGCAGCUCGAUUAGCAGCAGCACCAGCAGCAGUGCCUAUACCAAGAGCUCCAUGCAGACCUCCAGUGUGCUGGAUGUGCCGUACUCCGACUCAGAUUCAGAUAUUGAGCGCGAAAUACGCGGCAGCACGGAUGAAAUAACUGUUCCCCUAACUGUCUGUGUCUUUGUUAUGGUCAGCUAUAUACUAUCGGGUGCCAUACUCUUUGGGCGCUGGGAGGAUUGGAAUUAUCUGGACGGCAGCUAUUUCUGUUUCAUCUCAUUGAGCAGCAUUGGAUUCGGUGACUUGGUGCCGGGCGAUCGUGUGAUAACCGCCGAUAAAGACAAAGUCGAGUUGAGCUUCAUUUUAUGUGCCGUUUAUCUGCUGCUGGGAAUGGCGCUAAUUGCCAUGUGUUUCAAUUUAAUGCAGGAACAAGUCAUUCAUAAUAUGCGUGCUAUAAAGCGUGGUUUCAAGGCCUGCUUCCGUUGCCGCAGCUCGUAGCCAAAGAUCAAGAUUUGUUGACGUACAAAAAUUAUUAAACAACAAUUACGUUAAUUAUAGGUUAAAAAU
Molecule: messenger RNA, 1601 nt
Organism: Drosophila arizonae
Lineage: Eukaryota; Metazoa; Arthropoda; Insecta; Diptera; Drosophilidae
Gene: sand
Product: potassium two pore domain channel sandman
Biological process (GO): potassium ion transmembrane transport; stabilization of membrane potential
Cellular component (GO): plasma membrane
Molecular function (GO): outward rectifier potassium channel activity; potassium ion leak channel activity
Source: RefSeq, a predicted model, not a curated record